Molecule: messenger RNA, 1781 nt
Organism: Pocillopora verrucosa
Lineage: Eukaryota; Metazoa; Cnidaria; Anthozoa; Scleractinia; Pocilloporidae
Source: RefSeq, a predicted model, not a curated record
GACGAGUCAUUGUUAGUCACUGGGAUCCUGCCGAUAACAUCUCUUCAGCAUUUUAAGUGAUCAUCUUACUUCAACUUCCGCAACUUCUGAGAAAAGUCAAAGAGCUUUGUUGUUAUCAUCGCUGAUGUUUUCAGAUUCUAUGAUGGGUGACGCUAAAGAAACCAGAAAAAAUCUUCAGACAGCGCGGAAGGUCACAUUUCAUCUGAGUUCCUUUUCACCGGAUGUAACACCCUCUUCACAAAUACCCUCUCUCAAACAAGGAUCUUUCAGCAGCGCCUUGUUCAACGAUCCAAAGAGUAAGAUCAUCUGCAAUCUGGCCAAGGAAUCCGAGUAUAUCCAGGGCAUGGUUAAAGGAACACUUGACCCCAAUGUCUUUGGCGGCUACACGGUGCAGGAUGCUGCCUAUUGCUUCAAGGCAGUGGAUUCUUACGAACGAGCUGCUGAGAAGAUGCAAGAAGUUGGCAAACCUGAAUUCGCUUUACUUUACAGGGCCCAAUCAGAGAGUUACAAAAGCUACAACCAGUAUUUUGUACAAACAUGGCGGCUCCAAAAUACAGACAGCGUGGUUAUGGGGCCGGCAGCAGCAACGUACGUGGGAUAUGAGCGUGCCUUGAGCCAAAACGAUCCCAAGUACCUGUGUAUUGCCAUGUUACCAUGUACCAUGCUAUGGCCCUGGAUUGCCGACCAACUCAUCGCUUCAGUCAACAAGAACAACCCAUAUUACGUCUGGUUUGAAGACAACAAGCCAAGCCCGGGCCACAAAAGCCACCUGGAGAAGUUCGUAGAUCACUUCUUUGUCCAAGUAGGGCCUGAGGAACGGCAGAAGUGCCUUUCCAUUUUCCAAGAAGGUCUGGUUAACGAAGUGAAUUUCUUCCGCAGUGCCUGCGAUCAAACCCUGUUUUACUACUCGUCCUUCCAGGAGUAACUUGUAAAAAGAUAUUAAUUUUGUUGUUUGUGGUUGGAAUUAGUGUGUCUGUGCUGCUUCAGAUGAUACCUCUGAAAUAGAACUAACAAGGAAAUUUGUCUAACCACAAAAAUUACUCCUUUUUUAUCGUAUAGGAACAUGUAGGUUGAAAUUAGGACGGAGACGAAAGAGGGGGUAGGUACCCAUACUCUUACACUAGAACCAGCUGGCCCUUUUUCACCGGCAAUAAUUCCUGAUUAUUUAGCAUCGACUUGAACAUGACUUCAAGGCCUUGUAAACAUACCAAACCUUUUUGUUACUUGAGUUUUAGUUUUUUUUUUAAACUCCCCAGAUGGCUGUAGUAAGGGCCUGUCAACAUCAAGAUAACAUCAACAAUGUAGAAUAUACAAUACUGUAAUGGAAAUAAUAGCAUGUUCAGAUGACAAUUAUAAAAUGGUAAAAGGCAAAUAAAAAUUUAAAACAGCAGUUGAAUAUGUCCUAACAUUAUUUGCAGACACUCAAAAUGUCACAAGAAAGUUAAUUUAAGAAGUACUUUCACACAGCGGUGUGGCUCUUUGUCCGCAGUUUCAUUCCCUUGAGCUGUUUUGCUCAGUGGAAUUGCAACUACAGUAUAACGUAUAUUCUUUUUUUUUUUUCUGGAAACAAAAACUUCAUACUCCUCGGGGGAAAGAAGCUUUUUCUUACCUAUCCCCUCCCUCUCAGGGUCAACAGAAAUCAAAAUGUGUGGCCUUGAAAUUAUUGUUAAUGUAUAAUGCAAACCUAGCUCAAACUUCGUUAAAAAUGCAUGAAUACAGACAAGCCUGAGUUUUUAUUAUCACUUACAGUUUCCUUGAUGCGAGCCGACAACCACCUGUUU